AUGCGUAUUCAAAAUCGUGAUGCACUCCUGUUUGAUCUGGACGACGAUGAUGUCGAUGCCGAUUUACAGUUAUAUUUGCAUGGAAUAGCGAAACAACAACUGUUAGAUGAUUUGAAUGGCAAUUUGGACGAUAUCAAUCAACAUUACAAUCUUCAAAAUCGGACGGACAUUGAAUCCAGGUUUACAAAGAUUCAGCAAGGAAUUAAACAAGGCAUACCACCAUCAUAUUCAGCAGUAGCCAAUAAAAUGCCUUAUAAAUAUGUAAAGCGAUUAGUGAAUAAUGGAAUAAUGAAAUCGAGUGAAAACCAACGAAAUCGGAAACUAACACCAUCAUUAUCAUUAUCUCCAAAAACAACAAUAUUGCUGGGUUGUUCAACACAAUCAUCGGCAAAAGAAAAGAAAUUAAAUGCCAGUUUGGUUAGUUAG
Didymodactylos carnosus is the source of this 426-nucleotide messenger RNA. Lineage: Eukaryota; Metazoa; Rotifera; Eurotatoria; Philodinida; Philodinidae. The record is from the annotation of a GenBank genome assembly.